Messenger RNA from Ciona intestinalis (vase tunicate), 2398 nucleotides. Lineage: Eukaryota; Metazoa; Chordata; Ascidiacea; Phlebobranchia; Cionidae. The record is from RefSeq and is a predicted model, not a curated record.
UUUCAGUGAUGUGUUUAUUCAGAGCGCUCACGUCUGGUUUUGUUUACAGCAUAAAUAAUGUAGGACUGAUUAACCAAGGCCAAGCAAGGAUGUGAAACUUGACGCUUAAACUGAAGUAAGAAAACAUGAGGGAAUGCAACGGAAAUUCACUAAUGUUCAAAACACCAGCACUACGUUUAAGAAAACUUUUGCUUGGAUUUCUAAUUUUGACGUUAUCGUCUUUGAUCUCUCUCUAUUCCGUGACGUAUUACUCACGUGACUAUGAAACUUCGACGAGGUCCGCAACCGUUAUGAAAAAAAUCUUCCAUCAAAAGUUUAAACUGAUGAAGGCAAGAGAAGCCGAGAGAGAGCACGCGCAUCUACAUUGGAACUUCACUUCAGAAACCACGCAUACGCCAAAAGCGAAAUCUUGGCCACUCUUGAGAACCACAACCAAAGCCGCGACGACGACGACGACUAUACCACCACCGCGUCCACCGAAGCCAAGCGAGGACAUAAACUUUAAUCUAACGUUAGAAUCACGAAUGUUUUUCCGUGAUCCAGGACGAAAACAAAGGCGCAAUUAUAUCAGCUUAAAUUUGCCGUCGUUCAUCAAUGUCGCGAAAGAUGAGACAGGUACGAGUCAGACCCAUGCAGUGACAACUAAAAUGCAGCCUGAACGUGCUGGUACUACCCGGUCACAAGUGCCAACGGGUUUGGACGAAACGUCAAACAAGGGAAAAUCCGCUCGUACUAAAACUAUAUUAUUUUGGUACAUCCCUUUUGACGACAAAACAGUAGCAGCGGAGUUUAUCAACGAAAAAUGGACGACUACACCUAACGGAAUUAUCAUCGACGAACCUUACUGCGGUCGCUGUAAGAUCAUCUACGACCGUAAAUAUAUAGGAAAGAGUGAUGCUGUUGUAUUCCAUGCCAUUCAAGUUCAAGACGAUGACCUGCCCAACCCUAUGACACGGUCUGCUGCCCAGUCUUACGUUUGGUGGUUGGCGGAAAGUAGUUCAACAACACGUGACACUGCAUAUACCGGAUUGGAAAAUUACUUCAAUCUUACUAUGACAGUAAGACGGUCAUCAAACAUACACACUCCUUACAGCACGUUUCAAUGGCUGCUUAAAAUGCUAUGGAGCAAAGAAAACGGCCAAGAUAUUAUAAAAGCUCACGCUGUGAUGAAGAACAUCUAUUUGACACCAACAUCAGACAUUGAAUACAUCGAAGACAGUUUGCCGGCACCAAAUAAAAAGAUGUCGGUGCUCAAGGGAGUCGCACCAGAAGUAAGGAAGGUUCUGGAGAAGAAAAACAGAUUAGUGGCAUGGGUUGUAAGCAACUGCGCCAACACAAUCUCAAGCGAAUUGCGUCACUAUUACGCAUACCAGUUGGUACGGGCAGGCCUAAACGUUGAUCAGUUCGGGAAUUGCCAAGGAAUGGCUUUUCCCGUGGAAUCGAGGUUCGACCCAUUGUUUUACGAAACUCUAGGAAAAUACAAAUUCUACUUCUCGUUUGAAAACAGCUUCCAUUGUAAAGGCUACAUCACAGAGAAGCUUUGGUUCAAUGCUCUUUAUAGCGGCGCUGUCCCGAUAGUGUUCGGACCACAUCCGCGAGAUGUCGCUGCUGUGCUACCGCCCAAGUCAUAUAUACACGCUGAAGAUUUUAGCAGCGCUGGUGAACUAGCAACGUACAUUCAAUACCUUGAUACUAACGCAACAGCUUAUGCAGAGUAUUUACACUGGCGUAAAUGGAUACGACUGCUCGACGAAAACGGCAACUACAGAACGACCAACAGGACAGCAAAGAUUUUAAAAUCCUACAGCGCAGAGGAACGUAAAGCUGUCGAAAAGUUUUUGAGACCAAGACCGAGUGGGUUUUGCAAACUUUGCAAGAGACUUCAUGAGCCUUUGGUUAGUCACGUGGUUGAUGACGUAUCAGAGUGGUGGGACAGUAGCGAAAGGAACGAAUGUUUUGACAUUGAUCGAGCACGAAAGAUGAUGAAACUGCCUGUAAUUUUUUAAUUCGGGGUGAUGGACCAAGUCAGACUUAAAUUCCACGGCCAUGUCGUACUAAAGGACUCCAAAUGGGCGAACUCUGGUCCAAGUCUUAUAUUGAGAAUCAUUUAUUUUAGAUUAACUUAUUACCAAACGACGCAAGCACUUCAUGUUCUAAUGAAGCUGUGAACCCGCUGCUUAAACCACAAGUGUAAUAUCAAGCCUACAUUAGGUUGCAACCUUUUGAAUCAUCAGUAUGUAGUUCAUCGUAUCAACCAUUGCUGCCUAUAUGAUUCUUGGUUUCAUAAGUUAGCUCUUUAUUUUGUAUUGUGGUAUCGUACUGUGUACUUCGUGAGUGUCAUUAACUUAUCUCUCUCUACUUCUGUUUGUCCUUGCUGAAAUAAAAGGUUCGUAAUUGG